Messenger RNA from Rhizoctonia solani, 1077 nucleotides. RefSeq lists its product as uncharacterized. The coding region runs from base 1 to 1077 and encodes 358 amino acids. The transcript has 7 exons. Lineage: Eukaryota; Fungi; Basidiomycota; Agaricomycetes; Cantharellales; Ceratobasidiaceae. The record is from RefSeq and is a predicted model, not a curated record.
AUGCAUGUACAAGUGGGAACUGCAGUAACAGCGCUUGCCAACCUCAUUGCCCAAGUUAAACACCAUUCUGGGCCUGAUUUGGACAACAAAGAAGAGGCCCAGGGCAUGGACCAGCAGUUAAAGGAUGCAAAAAGUCAAGACAAGGCCUUUAUCCGGGACAUUCAGGAUAAAUAUUGCGCGGAUAACCUUGAUAACGCAUGGACUGAAUAUUACAAUUUGCUUGUCUGUGGCAGCCUGCUGUACAAGGUGGCUAAAGAGUACAGGAACACCAACAUUGGGAUCCUCAACAACAUCAAAAGUCACAAGCUAUACAAGGCUGCGCUGAAAGAGACAGGUUUCCAGAACCGUGUUGAACCUGUGGAGAAAAAACCUUGGGAUGUCAGCAAAAUCUUUAACCGUAUCACACAGCAGUCACAAAGAAAGGGCAAGAAGGAAGGCAAAAAGGCUUUGAAAGAGGCAAAAUCCAAGACAGAAUUGGUUCAAGUGGGCGACAAAGAUAUUGCGUUGGACUAUCUGAAUAAACCGUCUCUUCUUAUUGCUGAUGCAUCCAAGGUUGCAUCAUCUUUGGUGCCAUUGAACGCAUCAGUGCUGGGUAGAAAUCCAGGCAAUGAAAUCAAGUCUUGCACUGCACGUUUGGGUUUGCCACAAUCAGAAACAGCUUUGGUUAACUUGGAAAACCAAAUUGCAGAGUUGAGCCGUGAUGAAGAUGAUGAUCAAGAUGAGGUUACAACAAGCUACAGGGAAAUGCGGCAGUAUAAACAGGUAAACCUAUGUGGGAGAGACCUCAACCAAGAGGUUGUUUCUAUUACCAAGGGCUCUCCAGAGGAGCAAGAUACGUCCAAACCAAUUCAAGAAUGGAGGGAUCAAACUGACUCUGAGCAACUUACCAUUGCCUCAGCCUAUGAUGUUUGCCGCUAUCUCAUGAUGCUUGCACUUGAUCCAAUACUUCUUGACAAAGAGAUCAAGGAUCAAAUUAUUAAGGACAGUGGUAAAAUUUACUGCCAGAAAUUCAUUGAAGACACAUGUGUGGAAAUAUCAUACAAAUUGGGCCAAACUAAUCCAUCAGAUGAAGCAUGA